Messenger RNA from Thunnus maccoyii (southern bluefin tuna), 6201 nucleotides. RefSeq names its product podocalyxin-like (gene podxl). Bases 1743 to 3086 code for a protein of 447 amino acids. Gene Ontology annotation, biological process: regulation of microvillus assembly; cell migration; negative regulation of cell-cell adhesion. Gene Ontology annotation, cellular component: apical plasma membrane; microvillus membrane. The record is from RefSeq and is a predicted model, not a curated record. The transcript is spliced from 8 exons. NCBI's taxonomy places the organism in Eukaryota, Metazoa, Chordata, Actinopteri, Scombriformes, Scombridae.
ACACUCAUAGCACACACUGAAGGCACACCAAAUGCAUCAUACAGACAGAAGAAGGUACAGUAGCAGGGAUUGCUGACUCAAGAUGAAUGUGACCAGAUUGCCUCUUUACUGGGGAGUUUGAUUGGACGUUUGAAGUCAACACUGGAAAAUAAGACAGUGGCGUAUCCAUGUGAGAUGUCUUAGCUUUACUGCCACACAGUCCCUGAUCAUGGUCUGAAUCAGUGGAUAAGUCAGUACAUUUAUUGCAUUUUCCACUUGGUUUGGUUUCUUUUCACAUAGAAAAAAAUUCAGGCAAAAACAAAAUGCAACACUGAAAGCCAGGUGAGAAUGUUCCCUCCAAGGCAACAUACUUCAUUAUUCAGGUUGGGCCUUGAUUCGUCUCCAGCUAGCUGCUAGCAACUGUUAGUUUUGUUCAUCCUCACCCCAGCAUGCAAACCGCACCUGGCUAGGAGAGCUUAUUAGCUCAACCGUGCACAAUAUAUCUUGCAGUAGGGUCAGACUGAGGUCAGAUCACGUUCCCACCACAAACAAACCGCUACAGAAUUCAUUUGUGACGAUUGCUGAUUUUAGAUCUGCCCACACAAAUUGCACCAAGGAAAACUAACCAAAGUCCCGGUCAAUCAGACAAAACAACACAGGUUUGAAAACACUUUAUACAUAUCCACUCUGAGACUGUCUUGGACAAGCUGUGUUUUAGAGAGAGAGAAAACCCUGGCUUAGUGAUAAGAGGAACAAAACAUUUUCAAAUGUAUCUGUCUUGUUGUGGACAGUGGUGGAACUGUUCUUGUGUAUUUAGCAUUUUAAUAGAGUAUUUUACAUUGUAACAUUGGUACUUUUACUUAAGUUAGGGAUUUGAAUGCUUCUUCCACCUUGUAACAAGUCACAAGACCUUGCAAGUCUCUGAAUGCUGAAUCCUCAUUUUUGUGACUUACUGUCCAAAUUGUAAGCGUAUUCUUUUGCAGAAAUCCAACAGCCCCGUGUUACACUUCACUCCGUGAUUGUGUAAAAAUGUUGGGGGGCGGACAAGCUAGCUGAUGCUGACUUGGUGAAUCUAAACAGGUCUUUCCCAUGAUCAAACGACAUGCUGAUGUGACUUCACCCCACGUCCUUUGAGUCAUGGACCAUUUUUGGAUUGAAUCAAAACCAGGGGAACACAUUGUCUCAGAGCUUCCUUUGUUAUUCAAAAUGUCCCGGCAGCCGUGAGUCCACAGCUCUGGGAUUGGACUGUACUGGGUCUGCCCCUGCUUUCUCAGGAUAAGGGAGGCAGGGACAGUGCAGGGGGAAUGGGCAGUGCUCCUGGUCUGCUGCAACUGGCUGCUAACAGAUGAACACUUUGCUGGAGAGUGAGGACUGACUGAGCACAAUACCAGCACCCAGACACUGUGGGAGAGAGAGAGAGAGAUAGAGAGAGAGAGGGGUAGAGAGACACUGAGCAACAACGGUGCAGCCAAGGAGACCACAGAAAAACUCUUCCCCCAAAUCCCCAACUCUGCAGAGAAAGGAGAGAAAGAAGCAGCAGGGACAAACAAAAGCAUUCUUGGCUUUCAGUUUAAAGGAAGAAGAAAAAAAAUUGAACAAUACCUUGGGCGAGAUCAUUUACUUGAAAUACAAAUUCAAGGAGAAAAGCGUGACAGGACGGCGUCAGUCAGCAGUCAGUCUCGGGUUUAUCAUCUGUGAAACAUCUCCACAUACAUACUAACGGAUGAUAAAUACAUCUGGGAGAAGAAACUAGCAGAAACAGGAUGAGAGCAACAAUGAGGAUCACAUGGCUGCUGUUUUCACUCAGCUUCCUAUUUUGCAGCAUCUGUUCAGGGGUUACAGCUACUCCUGAUGAUAAGUCAACUACUCCUACUGCAGUAGCUACUUCAUCCAGCAAUCCGCCAACUACUGCCAAUCAAAAAGAAAACAAUACUGUAAUAGCUGACAACGGCGAUCAGAAAAGCACAACCAUGACGACGUCUGCACAGACAACUACUGUGGUCACCACUCGAAGUCCCACUGCCACGCCUGCAGUCACCACCCAAUCACCGACAACCACCGUCACAAGCAACACGCCACAGACGACUCACACCACUGGUGCCUCCUCCACUGUGACGGUUACUACUCCUACUACUACUAUCACUACCCAAGCUGCAACAACUGACAAAAGCAGCUCUACCACUGCUGCCACAACACAGACGACUGAAAUCUCUUCAACCAUUAAAACCUCCGUGAUUCCAUCAUCUCUCACGACAACAACGCCAGCCACCGUCGCAGCGAAUGACGCUAAAUCAGAUCAACUGUCCACGCUGUCCACCACCUUUACAACAAAGCUGAUUGAAAAUCCAGUGACAACUUCUGGGAUAUCUCCAAGUGACAAGCAGACAGCAACAAGCACCCCAGAGCCAACUGGGAGCACAGAGGCCACCAGCACCCUCUCCACUCUGACCAGUACAUCAUAUCCUGCAGCAUCAAACACAGCUGGAACCACACCCUCACAAACCACCACCACCGCCACCCCCACCACCACCACCACCACCACCACCACCAGAACCACAACCACCAUAGCGCCUCACCCAAAAACAUUUUUGUACACUCUAAACAAUGGACAGGAGAAAGGGGACGAGAAAAAUCUGGUAGAGGUGUGCAAGCGGCUGAUGGUGAACUUUGAAGAGGGAAACUGCACUCUGACGUGGCGGGAGCACAACGACAAAGUAGAAAUUUACAGUGCGGAGAUACAUGGCAAAGUGAAGCUCACCAUUGUAACCCAGUAUUACGGAGAAAUCACCAAGACGCCAACAGAUAACAAAACCCUGAUUGCUAUCCUGGCCUCCUGUGGAGCUCUGCUGAUCAUGAUCGUCAUCCUCGCCGUGUGCGCUUCCCACCACCGCAAGCCAUACAACGAGAACCAGCAACACCUGACGGAGGAGCUGCACACGGUGGAGAACGGUUACCAUGACAACCCCACGCUGGAGGUGAUGGAGGUGCAGCCAGAGAUGCAGGAGAAGAAGGUGGCGCUGAACGGCGAGUUCAACGACAGCUGGAUCGUCCCCAUCGACAACCUCCUGAAGGAGGACAUACCCGACGAGGAGGACACCCACCUGUAGGGAGGAGCAGGGGCAGAGGAGAACCAAACCAAACACACCCUCCCAUCUUACACUCCUGACCCUGGGACCCUCGUCUCCGCGGCCAGAGAAUUUCUCAGAUAGAAACACAUCCUACUGAACAACCAAGCCACUAUAUUCACCUUCAUUAUCUGCUCUGUUUGAUGUAUUUCUGCUGUAUUUAGUUAUCAAAAAGAAAUGAGGAUCAAAAAUCAAACACCCGGAGGAUGAAGAAGCAAUGAAAUCAUAGAAAAUGGCCUUGGAAAAUGGACAUUGAAGAACCAACUAAAUCCAUCUAUUGUGCCUUUAAAGUUGGCUUUAUAGAAGUAUUUGAUAUCACUGACUUCCUACAGAGCACAAUUGAAUCUUUUUCGUCAUUACAAAAAUGUCCCCAAAAAGAAAAUUGCGCACGUAGGAUUAUAUUUUGUCUUUUCUCUUGAUGUACUCAACAAGAGAAAGUGGAUUUGUACACGAGCACCUGUAAAUAGAGUAUUUUUAUAUAUUAUUUUCCUCCAAGAGCUUUAUGAUCUUGCAAACUUGUGGCUUUGCGUCAUCAUCUGGCUCCAGAAGCAAGAGGAAGCAGAUCAGAGAGGUAACAUCAACGUCAGCUGCCUUGGUGGCGGUAGAGUUACUAACAUAGAUAGAUGACCUCAGGAUACUUCAAAGCAUCCUGGUGAUUUUCCACGAGUACGUGUCAAAUCUGAAAAACCUGCCAGUGGCUGUACAGGCUGUGCUGGUACAACUGAGCAUUAACCUCUUUCAAAAAAGAGUGUUUCCACAGAGACACUGCUUAAGGCUGACAGUUUUAAAGAAAUCAAGACAAAUGAAGGGUUUUCAUCCAAAAUGCCACAACUCAUGUUUGGGGAAAACCAUGAGAAACGGACAGAAGUCAUUAUCUCUGUCCUCUCCGGCCUCCGGAAAUCCUUCAGUGUUCUUAAAGAGAAACAACUGAUCACAUAUUUUUAGUGAGCUUUGUAAAAAAAAAAAAAAUAAUAAUGCCACAUUAUUUAAAUGCCUUACUUUGAAACUCAAAGGAUAAUUCCACUUUAUUACAUCUUGGGUCUUAUUUUUGUAGUUUUGUCCACCAUUUGUACUGAUUAAAAUAACACUGUAUUGACCAAAGCAGUGCUGAGAUGUGAGAAGACGGUGACAUCGCUACAACAAAGUCUAACAGGGUAAAAAAAAAAAACACGAGCAGUCAGACUAUUCAACUGAAAUUAUGGUUGCCGCGUCCGCGAGUCCGCGUGACGUAAAUGUCGUCAUCAGAAGGUGUGCACGUGGGCUCUGUGCGGACCCUACUCUCGAGCGGACGCGUUCACGUACAGCUGCGGACACCACGGACAGGUAGUUGAUGUAUUUAUACUACCUUCUGGGGUCCGCUCGGAGAACGCGCUCCACACGUGCGCAGUAGAUCGCCGUCUACAGGAACACAACGUUGUGACCGCGCGGACUGGUGCGGACAGGUCCGCCCGGACACAACAAAUUGCAGGUACACGGAUGUCCGCACAGAGCCCACGCUCACACCCUAUAAUGACGAGAUUUACGUGACGCGGACCCUCGCGGAUCCGGCAACUAUUAUUUGAGUUUAAGACAACAGUUCAACCAGAUUAUCUAAACCAUUUUGUUUGGAGAUGAAAUAAACAUGUGAAAAAUUGAUAAUAUUCCAUCAUUGAACAUGAAAACUGCACAGCUACGGUUAGUGCAGCAGGUCAAAGUUGAACCAGGACCGAUUUCACAAAAAUAAAGAUUGGAAAUUGUGGCAUGGACUCAUGCAUGGGUUGCAAAUAUGCUGUUGGAUUUGAUGAGUGAAACGUGCCAAAAUUAAAGGUGAAGUGUGUAAGAUUUAGUGGCAUCUAGUGGAACAGACUUGGCAGAAAUGGAAUAUAAUAUUCGUAAGUAUGUUUUAAUUAAUGUGUAAUCACCUUAAAAUAAGAAUCGGUUUUGUUACCUUACAAUGAACCCUUUAUAUCUACAUUUUCUCUUCUAAAUAUGGCUGCAUUCAAACUGAAACAGCCUUGUGUUAAAACAGUGCAAGAGGAAAUACAAUCCAGGAAGUCCAGUUGGCGCUACAAGUUGAUGAUGGUUAAAUAAUGGCUUUGAGUUGAACCAGGUUUAACCUUUUUGUUGGACGACCCUGCUUUGUUUUGCUGGAGCUCUCUGCGUUUGCACCACUGUGUCAAGGCUCUGCUCCCAUUGAAAUGAAUGAGUGGGGUGUGUUUUUUUCCAUGCAGAGUUCAGCUAACUGGAGGGUUUGUUUACAACCCGACUGACUGUCUGACUGCUUGUGUUUCUGUACAAUGUCAUUUUUACUGAUAGGAAUGAUGGUAAAACUGCUAAGACAACACAAGCUGUACUUAAGUGGAAUUAUCCUUUACAGUAAUUACUCAAAAAUUAUUUAUUGAAGCCAAAACCAACAAACGUUUCUCACUCUUAUAGCUGAUGUUGCAUUUUUGUGAGGGUGCAAAACGCAACGUAUACUUUGCUGUUUAGACGGCAGAAAUAUCACAAAAAUUCAGCCUCCACAACCAGCCAAAUAUCAGUGAUGAGAAGAAUAUUUGAUGCUGACUCUGCUCAUUCUGAUAUUCAAUACAGACACUGUGCCAAUAACUUGGUGCAUCUCUGAAACAAACACUGUAAAUAGUUUGAUGCUGUAGUUUUUUCACUGUUGCUGUUGUGCUGGAGGGCUUGAGUCAUUUGACAUUUGCAGAUGCCUGACUUCACCCUUGUAGCGGAAAGUGAGCACACUUUUGUUUAAACUUCUAUUUUUGGAUUCUGUUCAGUGUAGUAAUUUACUUCCCUUUAAACCAGUUAAUAUAUAUUUACUUUCACUUCAAACUAUAUACAUGUGAAUCCAUCACCUUGGGCACCCCAGUCCAACCUUUGUUUUUUUUUUUUCCCAAUUGUGUGUGUGUAUGUGUGUACAGUUUCACUUUUAUUAUAGCUGUGCCAUUUUCACCAAAGUGCGUUACCAGUAUUAUUUGUAUUUAUGGUUUGUUUGCUGAUGAAAGCAUACAACAGGGGUCUGACACACUGGAAGUUGUAUAUUGUCGAUUGCCUCGGCAGUCAUGUUGUUUUACCUGUUCAGAUUUGCAAAUAAAGGAUGUUUUUUUUUUUUCCA